Molecule: messenger RNA, 1813 nt
Organism: Pyrus x bretschneideri (Chinese white pear)
Lineage: Eukaryota; Viridiplantae; Streptophyta; Magnoliopsida; Rosales; Rosaceae
Product: putative E3 ubiquitin-protein ligase XBAT31
Exons: 8
Coding region: 155-1486 (443 amino acids)
Molecular function (GO): protein binding
Source: RefSeq, a predicted model, not a curated record
UCGAUAUUCAUUGCAGCCUAAGCCACUGCUAUCGCCAGAACUGUCCCACCUCCGCCCAGCCGGUGGCAGCACGUCGCCAUUGAAAGGUGGCGCGUGUGAAACUUAUCUCUCAGGCCACCUUUCAAAUGCGAUAACGGUAAGAGUGUUGAGGGAGAUGGGUCAGGGCCUGAGCUGCGGAGAGCCUCGUGAGAAUGGAGUCUUUGGAGCUGUGGAGAAUGGGGACCUGGAUCUCGUUGGAGCAAUGGUGGAAGCUGACCCAAGUGUUUUGGAGCUGAGCAAAGGCCGCAGCCGGCUGUCCGCUCUGCAUGUCGCCGCUGCAAAUGGCCGGAUCGAGGUUCUCGCUAUGCUGUUGGAUCGGUCUGUUAUCAAUCCAGAUGUGGUGAAUCGAUACAAACAGACUCCGUUAAUGUUGGCUGCAAUGAAUGGGAAUAUCACUUGUGUCCAGAAGCUUAUCCAAGCGGGAGCAAAUAUAUUGAUGUUUGAUUCCCUGAACGGAAGAACCUGCCUGCAUUACGCUGCAUACCAUGGCCAUUCAGACUGCCUUCAAGCCAUUCUCUCCACCGCGCAUUCCACCCCUGUUGCAAAUUCUUGGGGAUUUGCGAGAUUUGUGAACAUAAGAGAUGGAGGUGGUUCAACCCCAUUGCAUUUAGCUGCCCGCCAAAGAUGGCCAGAGUGCGUUCAUGUUCUUUUAGACAAUGGGGCUCUUGUUUGUGCUUCAACUGGUGGAUAUGGCUACCCUGGAAGUACACCACUUCACUUAGCUGCUCGUGGUGGAUCCUUAGAUUGUGUCAGAGAGUUACUUGCUUGGGGAGCAGAUCGGCUUCAAAAAGACUCUUCUGGGAGAAUACCAUAUACAGUUGCUCUGAAGCACAAGCAUCAAGCUUGCGCAGCCGUAUUGAACCCUUCAUCAGCAGAGCCUCUUGUCUGGCCAUCGCCUUUGAAGUUCAUCAGCGAGCUGAAUCCAGAGGCUAAAGCUUUGUUAGAAAAGGCAUUAACGGAGGCAAACAUGGAGAGGGAGAAAACUAUCUUGAAGGAUACAGUUUACUCACUUCCAUCUCCUCUGCAUUCAGAUGCAGAGGCUGAUGAUAAUGCCUCUGAGGCUAGCGAUGUGGACCUGUGCUGCAUAUGCUUUGACCAGUUAUGCACAAUUGAGGUCAGACCAUGUGGUCAUCAAAUGUGCGCGCAUUGUACCCUUGCUCUAUGCUGCCACAAGAAGCCCGAUCCAUCAUCUACUUGUCCUACAGUCCCAGUUUGCCCCUUUUGCCGAACCACCAUUACCCAACUAGUUGUUGCCAACAUUAAGGCCAACAAUGACGUGGAUCCGGAAAUGAGUCCCACAAAGCCAAGGAGAUCAAGAAAGUCUAAUGUCAGUGAAGGCAGCAGUAGCUUCAAGGGGUUGUCUCCCAUGAGCUCAUUCGGAAGGAUGGGAAGUCGCAGUUCAGGGAAGGUAGCUGCCGAGUGCAAUGAGGAGAUCCAUAAGCUUUGACAAUUGGAGAUAUGGACUUGUUCUCUUUGAACCUGUUGAUAGUGCAGCAGAUGAAGGAGCUUGUUGUCUUGGUUUUGCUCGGGAAGAUGGAGAGGGAUCCUCAGCGGUAUGUUUUCCAAUUCGUUUGGAGGGUCUUAGUUGCUAAAGAGCAUAUGAGAAUAUAGAUGUCCUUCAGUAACCUGGAUCUCCAGGUCUUGUUUCUUUGAGUCAUUUGAGUCUGUUUUUCUUUAAAUUAAAGAAGCAGCAAAACUUUCAAGGGUUCCUCACCCAAUUAUAAAUAUAAUUCUCCAUUAAAUAAAUAAAAGUUCAAUUACAUUACCCUUUUCA